AUCUUUCAACCCGGUAAGAUAGACAUAGAACACACAUAAAUCUGCAUUUUUCUCAACGAAUUUCUGCCCAGAAAAGUCCAAAUCUCUGCUCCGCCUGAGUUCCCAUCGUGCAGAAUAGUGCCAAGCUGUCACCACCUCCAUUUCCACUGUGGCUUCUGCUUUAAGCUCAAUUCUGGGAAACCCUUUGGGAGAGGAUAACAAAGCAGUCCUUUUUAACGAAAGGAAAAAGCUUCCUCACAGAAAAGAUACACGUAUGCAUUUAUAAAGAGUUUGUGGCCUUUUGCUAUUUGUUAUGUUCUCCUUUUGUCUUUGAAAUCUCAUUAAUAUUCUCCUUCUCACUGGUGGGUUCCCAUUCUUAUUAUAUCUUAUCCUAUCUUGUCCUGUUCAACCAUUAAGUUUUGAUGAUGUAGUUAAUUCAAUAUUAUGUAGCAGAUUCUGGGAAUAUAUAUGGUGUGAUUAUAUGGUAGAUCUUUGGGUCUCUGCUUUGUCUGUAAUUUUCAGUAGAUUUUUGUAUGCAAGGUGGUCGUGUUAAUGCCAAAAUAUGCUUCAAGAAGCAGUAAAAUUUUCGAUUAACUAAUAAUUCAUUAAUUCGUAGAGGUCCUUUAUCAAUUUCUUACUCCGUCAGAGUAAAUAUACUACUUUUCUUGUCUUCUCGUUCUUCUUUCUGUUCUGGGCCAAUUCUUCUGAGUUAAGUGCCUGUUUACUGUAAUUUGAUGAACCAUCAUCAACAUCAGCAGCAACAGAUACGGCAAAAUACGCAGAUGCAGCAGCAGGUUGGUUCUGGAUUGAAGCGUUAUCGAUCUGCGCCAAGUUCUUAUUUAACAAGUCUUUCAGAUAUUUCUUCUACUAGUGGUGGAUUUGAAGGAGAUGAUUUUGAUCAGAUUUUUAAUGCUCGAGUUUCGAGUCCUGAAACACAGCAAAUUUUUGAGAGAUUCAUGAAUAGUGUUGAUACCAUUGGGCACAACUACUCAUCUAAUAUGAGUCUGCAAUCACAAUCCCAAUCACAAUUUGUGCAACCAAUCAAGAAUGAAACUGAUGUUCAUCAACCACAGCAACAAUUGCAGAAGCAGAAGAGUAAUGAUUAUUCUUCAGCUUCCCAGAUGACGUAUCAGACCCAUAGUUCAGGGAAUGCAAGUUCUUCUAUGGACAAUUCUUUUAGCAGAUUGCAUGGUUCAAUUAACUCAGAUCGUGUUGCGCAUAUGAGAAUGGAUGGUGGUGUCUGCAGUUCAAAUCUCAUUCGACAAAGCAGUAUGCCUGCUGGAUUAUUCGUUAAUAUAAAUAUUGAUAAUGAAUUUGGAGCGAUGAGAAGCCUGGGAAAUUUUGAAGCUGGUAAUAGUGGUCGUGCAGAAGCGUUAUCUUCCUCUGCUAGUAGGUUUAAGAAUCAAAUGGUUUACCCCUCAAUGCAACGUUCCUCUUUGGGGAUGAUGAUUCCCAUUUCCGAAAUUGGGAGUAAAAGCAUUGGAGAAACUCGUCCAGGUGACGGACAUUUUCAGGAAGAUCGUGCUAAUGAUGACAACUAUGCCACAGGUUUCCCAGAAGUUUCUUGGAAUGAUUCAUCAAUGCUGUCCGAUUAUUUUAUGAAAGGGCUAGGAGAUGAUGAAACUAAGACAGUUUCAAAUAUAAAUGUCUCAGAUGAUCAGAAUUCUGAAGAUGGAAAUCGUCCCACUACUCUAUUGUCCCACCAUCUAAGUUUGCCUAGUAGUACUGCCGAGAUGUCUGCAAUGGAAAAAAUGUGGCAGGAGUCGGUACCUUGUAAAAUAAGAGCAAAACGAGGUUGUGCUACUCACCCACGUAGCAUCGCGGAAAGGGUGAGAAGAACACGAAUUAGUGAACGGAUGAGGAAGCUACAAGAACUUGUUCCCAAUAUGGAAAGGCAAACGAAUACAUCAGAUAUGUUAGAUUUGGCUGUUGAUUAUAUUAAGGAUCUUCAGACACAAGUAAAGACCCUUUCAGAUAAGCAUGCAAAGUGCUCUUGCUCAGCUAAACUAAAGUCAUAGACAAAAGGCCCCAGCUGUAGGACUUCAUCCCGAAAGAACAAAAGGAGUCUAAAACAGAGAGGUACUUGAUUUUCUCCAGCACCUUUCGGAAAAGAAGUUAUUAGGUUAGCAUUUUGAUGGGGGUGAAGAAUAGAGAGGCCUAAACUGAUGUAUUAUAGAACCAAUAAUGGAUUGUUCAAGGAGUAUGGUUCAAAACUGAAUAAUGUUGAAAAAGAAAGAAGCCAUUGUACUUUCAUACCAAACUUAUGUAUUUGUGUAUAAUAUUUAUGUGGCUUCUUAUGCUUCGGUUGAGGAACUCGACCAACUCUUUCAUAACAAAUGAGUCUAAUGAUGAAAAGCGUUUAGUUUGA
Olea europaea var. sylvestris is the source of this 2347-nucleotide messenger RNA. RefSeq names its product transcription factor bHLH130-like. The transcript has 7 exons. Gene Ontology annotation, molecular function: protein dimerization activity; RNA polymerase II cis-regulatory region sequence-specific DNA binding; DNA-binding transcription factor activity, RNA polymerase II-specific. Gene Ontology annotation, cellular component: nucleus. Lineage: Eukaryota; Viridiplantae; Streptophyta; Magnoliopsida; Lamiales; Oleaceae. The record is from RefSeq and is a predicted model, not a curated record. The coding region runs from base 714 to 1997 and encodes 427 amino acids. Gene Ontology annotation, biological process: regulation of transcription by RNA polymerase II.